This is a messenger RNA of Psylliodes chrysocephalus, 4992 nucleotides long. The record is from the annotation of a GenBank genome assembly. Lineage: Eukaryota; Metazoa; Arthropoda; Insecta; Coleoptera; Chrysomelidae.
CAACAACUGACAGUGACACAUGCUUGUUGCGAGUUCAGUUUCAGAAAAUUGUAAACAAACAUGUGCAACGAAAACAGAGAAUUCGAUUAGUUAUUGUUAUUCUUAAAUAAAAUGCACAAAUCUCGUACCAAUUUGAAUUUACGCAUGUUUUGUUAAUUAUAAAACCAUGGAAGUAGAAUUAUUAAGGCCAGCAAGUGUACCUAUUUCACCAGAAACAAUACUAUGGUUUGAAUUUCUUUUAGAUCCAGGUCUUCUACUUAAACAUUUACAAAAGUUUUCUGCAGAACCACCUCCCUCAGAACUGAUUACAAAGUUUUAUGAUGUGAUAUCUGAAACUCUUCGAAACAAUCCUGACACUGAAAAUGGGGAAAUUAUUAACGUGGAAACUAAUAAUGGAAAAACGAAACCACCUGCUAAGACAACAGCAUUAAAGAUUCUUUCUUUAAAAGUAGGAGCCUUUUUAAAAUGGAAUUUAGUUGAAAUGAGAAAUCUACCAUUUAAAACUCAAAUAAGUCUUUUACAAGAUUUAAUGUACUUUACCAAUGAUAAGAAAACUGUUGAAAUACCAAAUGUUGAAGAAGAGGAUGUUAAAACUGCUUCACCUCCAUACUUAUUUGCUUUGUUACUAUUUCACCGUUGGUUAUUAAGUACUUCCAUGCACAGGAUUACAUCUAACUGGCAAACAAGAUACGGUGUCAACGAUAUAUCAAUAGCAGAUGAACAUAUUAUAUGCUGUCCAGAAAAUAUAAACAAAACUGUAAACUUCCUCACCGAAGCUCUAGAUUGGCAAUUAGUACCUGCUGUCUUAACUUUUGAUUGCUUCAAGUUACCAACCGAAAACAAUGAUUGUAUCGAAUUCGAUUGGUCCAAAAGUGAAGAGUUGAAACGAAACGAAUUCUGUGCUCAAAUUAACUACGAUUUGGGAGUAUUUUUCUUCUAUCGCGAACAAUACGAUUUGGCAAAGAAACACUUUUCUAAAUGCUUCGAAUUAUUUGCCGAUAUACCCGAAAUUAAUGGAUUUUAUGAUGUUGAUAAAAAAAUGUUGGAAGUUUACAUUAAAGCCUGUCACGGAUCAGCAGACAUUCAAAAAGGGAGUCUUUUAGAACAACUCAAUGUAUCUGUGGUUAAUCAGUAUAAGGGUAUUAUUUCAAUUUUACAACAGGAUAACGUAAUCAGGGAAAUUCCGAUAAUGCACAGAAUCAAUUUGGAAUUAGACUUGCAGGGAGCUUUAUCUAGUGGUGGUUUUACAGUUGCUAGAGAUCUGAUGCAAAAAAUUAAAGCUCUUAAUAUUAUUAGAUGCGUAUUGGAUAAAAAGCCGAUGUAUCAUCAUACUCUUUCAUCUUAUAAAACUACAGAUACUCUAAUAUGGGCUAUUCAAGGUUCUUGGAAAUUCUUUUCAUACGGACAGAAACAGAUGAUAAAAAAAUUCAUUAUUGAAUCUAUUUUAAAAAAUGAUAUUCCCGAUUUACUUCCAAAAAUCCAGUCCAAUUCCGAACUGGGUUGUGUUUUAGAUAAACUCGAUGUUGCUUUUAUUCUAGGUUCCGAGCCUCAGUUUGAGGUUCCAGAUUGUCUUAUUAAGUCUGAAAUAAUUGAGAUCAACAAGCGAAGAAAGCCUAAAGCAGAGUUAAGAAGUUUGGAAAAAAAAUUGAUAACUUGUAAUGAUCAUAAAGAUAUUAAAGAAGUUUUGGUUAAAAUCGCCAUGAUAAAUGCGGGGACUGCAGUUUGGACUAUAAAUCCUCAGUGGGAAUUGCCAAUUCCUUUGCAGAGUGUAGUCAAAUCGUUGCCAAGAGGUUUCGUACAAGAUUUUUCAUACGUAAUGCUGGCCAAAUCAAAAGAGCACCUUCUAAAUAGGAACUUCAAUGUCUCGUUGGAGUUUUUACUAGUUUUAGAAAAAGAGUUACAAGGAACCAAUAUCAAUGUUUCGAAACUCUUAAAACUCGUCCAUUGGGAAAUUUUACUUGUUCAAAUUUCUCAACUGUUAGAUCAGUGGCCAAUAAAUGUAGUUGAUAAAAACACUGUAUUGACGAACACUUUAGCUGAUGCUUGUGAAGUAUGUUUACAAGUAAACGAUUCUGUGAUACCAAGAAGCGAAGUUGUCGAACACUGUGCUAUAUGUUUACUUAAUUUAGGACGUUGGGAGUUUUUAAUUAAUCUCGACAAACGAUGGAUCACAUUCGAGAUAACUUCGACCAUUGCAUUAAAUUGUCAGGAACUUUCUAAACAUAAGGGAACCAAGAAAUUGUCAAAAAAUCUUUGGGAUUUAGUAUUACCAGUAUUUGCUUCAACUCCUACACAAUCGAAGAGAAACACCAGUGGGUUCAGCGAUACUUCGAAUGUGAAAAACAACUUGUCGUUCGUGUUUUUCAAGUUAAAGGACACUUGGUGCCUCAACGUGGUAAUUUCGAUGUUGACGAAAAUGUUCAACAUCCUGAAAGAUGAAAACGCUUUAGAAUUACAAACCGAGUAUAGUAGUUUGUGGCCAGCAGCUGUAAGCAAUGCUAAUUCUUAUAACCCCGUGGCAGUCCAUGAACUUCUCUUAGAAAUUGUAACAUAUGCCCUAAAGCAAUAUCCAAAUAAUGCGGCUUGGCUCAGGCUAUUGGGCGACAUAAAUUUUGCUAAUGGUCACUACCAAGUCUCCUUGAGUGACUAUUUAAAAUCAUUACUAGUAUCUCAUGACUAUUUCAACAUCCCAAUUCGAAAUGACGAUCACGUUUUUAGAAGAAUGAUAAAAUGCUGUACUACCCUAGGAUGCAAUACUCAAGCAGCUGUGCUGUGUCAAUUUCUAGAAGAAACUGACUAUAUGUUAGCUUUUCGAAUUCUGUCUGAACAAAAAACCUGUAAUGAUGCUGUAGAUGCUUACUAUCAUUGUUUCUGGGAUACAAGCAUUUUGGAGUACCUGAUACAUAUGCAUAAUAAAAAAGGAGAAUUUCAAAGGCGAAAGUGCGCUAUUCAGGUCAUUGGAAUGUUGGAGUUGAAUUCUAGCAAUAAUGAAGAGAUACAGAGAGAGGCCAGUAAUUUGCGAAAGAGUACUUUUUUGAGAGCUUUGUGCAAACAGUUAAUCCUAAGAGCAUGUUUUGAUUUUUCUAGCUUUUCUCUCAAAAAUCAUUUUUUAAAGCCCUAAAAUGGCAGACGUGAAUAUUGAUAUGGAUAAUUUUGAGCCAAAGAAGGCUCAAAAGAGGGUGGUAACUAUUGAGGAAGAUAUGGAUGUAGAAGUCCAUAAUGGAAUUGAAGGGACCAACAAAGUUAGACCACCAAGAAGAAAAAAAACUAGAACUCAAUCAUUUUCGGAAACUAAGGAUGAUAUGAGAAAGAUCCCUGUCCCUUCACAUCGUUAUUCUCCCUUGAAAGAAAACUGGUUAAAAAUUUUUACACCUAUUGUUGAACACCUACAACUUCAAAUUAGGUUUAAUCUAAAAUCAAGAAAUGUUGAGAUUAAGACAUGUAAAGAGACGAAAGAUAUUGGUAAUUUACAGAAAGCUUCAGAUUUUGUAAAAGCUUUUAUUUAUGGUUUUGAAGUGGAAGAUGCUUUAGCUCUAAUCCGUUUAGAUGAUCUAUUUGUAGAAUCUUUUGAAAUUAAAGAUGUUAAAACAUUAAAAGGAGAUCAUCAGUCAAGAGCCAUAGGACGACUAGCUGGAAAAGGAGGCAGGACCAAAUUUACGAUAGAAAAUGUUACAAAAACUAGGAUAAUAUUAGCAGACAGCAAAAUUCAUAUUUUGGGUAGUUUUCAAAACAUAGCAUUGGCUAGGAGAGCAAUCUGUAAUUUAAUUCUUGGAUCACCCCCCUCUAAAGUUUAUGGACAGUUAAGAAAUGUUGCUUCUAGAGUUUCUGAAAGAAUGUAAUAAAUAUUUAAAAUACAAAAUUCCUAUUUAUUCUUAUUGUUUGUUCAACUAAUUUUCCUCAAUUAUGCAUAUUUAAUGACUAUUACUACACACAAAUGUCAUUGCUGGCUGUUUCUUGAUAUAUGCAGGCCCAAAGUAUUAAACUAUGCACCAAGGCUAUAAGUCAUGUAGAACUUUAAUUAUUCAGUCAAUAUGAACAACUGUAAUGGUAAUAAUAAGGUUUCUACAAUCAAGUCUUAAGGUAAUAAUAAAUAAACAUUAAAAAUAAAGCAAGUUAUUAUACUCUUAUUCACAAAUUUAAAAUACAAUAUUAUAUACGUUAUUAUUUAUUGAGAAUAACAUUUUUAAUUUGUUUUAUGGCAAAAUCUCACAAUUCGAUAUACAUAGCGUUUUAUGAAUUUUGAUUACCAAUUCAGAAGAGGAUUUUCACUAAAUAUGUAUCAGUAACAUGUAUAUGAAGAGCCUAAUCUUGAAUGAUCAGCUGUUAGGAGAUUAUUAUUGUUUUUGGUAUCAGAUUACAAAUCUUAGCACCUAAAUAUUUUUUGUAUAAUUGGUAACUAGUUAUUUUAUAAUUUUUAUAGAAUUUAAGGCUUAAAUUUCAAAUAAGAUACAGUGGCUAAUAUAAGUAUUUCCAAUACAAUAAUUAAAAUUAAGAUCAACUUAUUAUAAAUAACAUUGCGGCUCAUAGACUUGAGUAAACUUUUAGCACUAUUGAGCUGUUCAUUGGCAUCUUCCAAUCUGGUUCUAGUUCGCAAUAAAGACUCUCUUUGUUCUCCUAAUUCAGAAACAACCUCGUUUCCUAUCUGUUCAGUUUCAACCGCAAUUUGUGUGGACCUAGCUAAACUUUCUCCUGUUCGUCCUAAAACUUGAGUUCCUUGGAAGAUAAGUUGCCUAUUCCUCUCUUCAUAAUCGUCAUCAUUUCCGCCAUACAUUUUGAUGAAAUGUUAAAUAUGAAUUACGGUUAUGGUUUUUUAUUAUUAGAUAAGCAAACACCUUUCUACAUAGUUAAAAACAUUUUGCUAUCAAGUAAAAAAUUAACAAAAAAACCAACAAAACAAUAAUAGAAAACAGACUUUUCAGUUUCUGUCAAACUUUUUGACAAAUUUUUCUUCUUUUUUUUUUCUACUCUUCCCAAGGAUUAGGGUCCGUAUUU